AUGGAUGGUGGACUUCCCAGUGUGGAGAGACCAUGGAGUCCCUCUGACUCUGAGCAACCUUGUACUGUGGGGGAUGGGGCCGGGGUUCAGGGGGAGAAGAUAUUUUCCAGUCCUGAGUGCGGGAAAAGUUUUAGCUCUGACUUUAGUCUUAUAAUCCAUCAGAGGUCUCACUCGGAGGAAAAACGUAAUUCCUGUUCUGAGUGCGAGAAAUGUUUUCCCAAUAAAUCAGGACUAGUAAGACAUCAUAGAUCUCAUACUGGGGAGAAGCCAUAUUCCUGUCCUGAGUGCUGGAAAACUUUUUCGCAGAAAUCCUACCUGAGUAGACAUCAGAUAAUGCAUGCUGUUGAAAAGCCGUAUUCCUGCCAUGAGUGUGGGAAAUGUUUUUCAGCUAAGGCCAGUUUUAUGAGACAUCAGAAGACUCACACAGGGGAGAAGCCUUAUUUCUGUCCUGAGUGUGGGAAAUGUUUUCCCUCUAAAUCAGACCUUGUUAUACAUCAAAGAUCUCACACAGGGGAGAAACCCUAUUCCUGUUCUGAGUGCGGGAAAUGUUUUCUCUCUAAAUCAGACCUUGGCAGACAUUACAGAUCUCACACGGGGGAGAAGCCGUAUUCGUGUCCUGAGUGUGGGAAAACCUUUUCGCAGAAGACCAGUCUUUACACACAUCAGAGAUCGCACACUGGUGAAAAGCCAUAUUCCUGCCCUGAGUGUGGGAAAUGUUUUUCAGAUAAGUCCCAUUUUUUGAGACAUCAGAGAUCUCAUAUGGGGGAGAAGCCGCAUUCCUGCCGUAAGUGUGGGAAACAUUUUUCACAGAAAUCACACCUUGUUAAACAUCAGAAGUCUCACACAGGUGAGAAGCCGUAUCCAUGCCCCGAGUGCGGAAAAUGUUAUACACACAAAUCGGUGCUUGUCAUACAUCAGAGAUCUCACAGCGGGGAGAAGCCUUUUUGCUGCUCUGAGUGCGGUAAAGGUUUUUCAAAUAAAUCAGACCUUGCUAAACAUCAAAGAUCUCACACGGGGGAGAAGCCGUAUUCCUGCCCUGAGUGUGGGAAAUGUUUUUCAGACAAGUCCAAUUUUUACAGACAUCAGAGAUCUCACACAGGUGAGAAGCAGUAUUCAUGCUCUGAGUGCGGGAAAUGUUUUGCACGAAGAUCUGAACUUGUCAUACAUCAAAGGUGUCACACGGGGGAGAAGCCAUAUUCCUGUGCUGAGUGUGAUGAACGGUCUCACACGGGGGAGAAGCCGUAUUCCUGUGCUGAUUGUGGGAAAUGUUUUUCAGGCAAGUCCAAUCUUUACACACAUCAGAGAGUGCACUCAGGUGAGAAGCCGUAUUCCUGUUCUGAGUGCGGGAAAAGUUUUGUACAAAAAUCAAAUCUUGUCAGGCAUCAAAUGUCUCACACAGGGGAGAAGCCAUAUUCUUGUGCUGAGUGUGGAAAAUGUUUUUCAGACAAGUCCAAUUUUUACAGACAUAAGAAAUUGCACACGGGGGAGAAGCCGUAUUCAUGUCCUGAGUGCGGGAAAUGUUUUUCAAGGAAUUUACAUCUGUGCAGACACCAGAGAUUGCACACGGGGGAGAAGCCGUAUUCCUGUGCUGAGUGCGGGAAAUGUUUUUCAUACAGGUCUAGUCUUUCCAGACAUGAGAGAUCGCACACGGGGGAAAAGCCAUAUUCCUGUUCUGAGUGCAGAAAAUGUUUUGUCCGAACGUCAGAACUUGUUACACAUCAGAGGUCUCACACGGGGGAAAAGCCGUAUUUAUGUUUUGAGUGCGGGAAAUGUUUUGUGAAAAAAUCAGAGCUUACCAUACAUCAAAGGUCUCACACUGGUGAAAAGCCGUAUCCCUGUCCUGAGUGCGGGAAAUGGUUUUCAAAGACGUCCAAUCUUUACGCACAUCAGAGAUCUCACACGAAGGAGAAGCCAUUUUCCUGUCCUGUGUGCGGGAAAUGUUUUUCAGAUAAGUCAAAUUUUUCCAGACAUCAGAGAUCUCACACGGGGGAGAAGCCGUUUUCCUGUCCUGAGUGCGGGAAAUGUUUUUCAGAUAAGUCAAAUUUUUCCAAACAUCAGAAAUUACAUACGGGGGAGAAGCCGUUUUCCUGUCCUGAGUGCGGGAAAUGUUUUUCAACGAAGUCGUAUCUUUUCACACAUCAGAGAUCUCACACGGGGGAGAAGCCGUAUUCCUGUUCUGAGUGCGGGAAAUGUUUUUCACAGAUGUUCAGUCUCUACACCCAUCAGAGGUCUCACACGGGGGAGAAGCCGUAUUCCUGUCCUGAGUGCAGUAAAUGUUUUUCAGAUAAGUCCAUUCUUCGCAGACAUCAGACAUCUCACACGGGUGCAAAGCCAUUUUCCUGUCCUGAGUGCGGGAAAUGUUUUACACAGAAGUCUACUCUUUACAUACAUCAGAGAUCUCACACGGGGGAGAAGCCGUAUUCCUGUCUUGAGUGCGGGAAAUGUUUUUCAGACAAGUCCAGUCUUUACAAACAUCAGAGAUCACACACUGGGGAGAAGCCGUAUUCCUGCACAGAGUGCGGGAAAUGUUUUUCACAAAAGUCCAGUCUUAACAAACAUCAGAAAUCUCACACGGGGGAGAAGCCGUAUUCCUGUCCUGAGUGCGGGAAAUGCUUUUCAGAUAAGUCCAGUCUUUGGAGACAUCAGAGAUCUCACACGGGGGAGAAGCCGUAUUCCUGUCCUGAGUGUGGGAAAUGUUUUUCAGAUAAGUCCUACGUUUCCAGACAUCAGAGGUCUCAUACGGGGGAGAAGCCAUAUUCCUGCCCUGAGUGUGGGAAAUGUUUUUCAGAUAAGAACAGUCUUACCAGACACCAGCGAUUGCACACAGGUGAGAAGCUGUAUUCCUGUCCGGAGUGCGGGAAAUGUUUUUCUUGGCAGUCCAGUCUUACUGAACAUCAAAUAUGCCACACGCAGGAAAAGCAGUUUUCCUGUUCUGAGUGUGGAAAAUUUUUUUCACGGAAAUCAGCACUUGUCAAACAUCAAAAAACUCACACAGGGGAGAAGCCGUAUUCCUGCACCAAGUGCGGGAAAUGCUAUACACGGAAAUCAGAUGUUAUGAAACAUAAAAGAUCUCACACGGGUGAGAAGCCGUAUUCCUGUCCUGAGUGUGGGAAAUGUUUUUCAUGGAAGUCUAGUCUUACCAAACAUAUAAGAAGUCACACGGGGGAGAAGCCGUAUUCCUGCCCCGAGUGCGGGAAAAGUUAUUCACAGAAGUCCCAUCUUUCUAUACAUCAAAAAACUCACACAGGCAAAAAGCCGUAUUCCUGCCCUGAGUGUGGGAAAUGUUAUUCACAGAAGUCUUAUCUUUCCACACAUCAGAGAUCCCACACAGGGGAGAAGCUGUAUUCCUGCCUUGAGUGCGGGAAAUGCUUUUUACGUCAACAGCUUCUAGCUCGACAUCAGAUGUCUCACACAGGGGAGAAGCCGUAUUCCUGCCCUGAGUGCGGGAAAUGUUAUUCACAGAAGGCCCAUCUUUCUUUACACAAGAUGUCUCACACAGGCGAGAAACCAUAUUGCUGCCAUGAGUGCGGAAAAUGUUAUUCACAGAAGUCUUAUCUUUCCACACAUCUCAAAUUGCACACGAGGGAGAAGCCGUAUUCCUGCCCUGAGUGCGGAAAAUGUUUUGCACAUCGACGUGAUCUAACUAGACAUCAGACAUUUCACACGGGGGAGAAGCCGUACUCCUGCCCUGACUGCAAGAAAUGUUUUUUUAAAAAAUCUGAAUUAGACAGACACCAAUCAUCUCACACGGGAGAAAAACCGUAUUCCUGCCUUGUGUGCGGGAAAUGUUUUUCACACAAGGCAAGUCUUUCUGUACAUCAGAGAAUCCAUACGGGGGAGAAGCCGUAUUCCUGUCCCGAGUGCAAAAAAUGUUUUUCAGAGAAGUCUAAUCUUUCUACACAUCUGAGAUCUCACACGGGGGAGAAGCCAUAUUCCUGCCAUGAGUGCGGGAAAUGUUUUUCACGGAAAUCAUAUCUUUCUGUACAUCAGCUGUCUCACACAGGUGAAAAGCCGUAUUCCUGCCCUGAGUGCGGGAAAUGUUAUUCAAGGAAGACUGAUCUUUCCACACACCAGAAAUCCCACACAGGGGAGAAGCCGUAUUCCUGCCCUGAGUGUGAGAAAUGUUUUGCACAUCGACACAAUCUAACAAGACAUCAGAGGUUUCACUCAGGGAGGAAACCAUAUUCCUGCCAUGAGUGUGGGAACUGUUUUUUAACAAAAUCAGAAUUAGACAGACACCAGACAUCUCACAUGGGGGUGAAGCUGUAUUCUUUCUUGAGUGUUCGAAAUGUUUUUUAA
Messenger RNA from Staurois parvus, 4299 nucleotides. The record is from the annotation of a GenBank genome assembly. NCBI's taxonomy places the organism in Eukaryota, Metazoa, Chordata, Amphibia, Anura, Ranidae.